UAUAAUUGACUUACCGGAGUUGUUAUAAUAUGUAUCUUUCCUGAACUAUCACAUGGUUCUUAUUCGAAUUCCUACUUGUUCGGUAGCUUUGAAAUCAAUUCUCUGGAUGAACACACUGGAACUUGAACUCGCGCACCAUAUGCAAAUAAUGAUAAAUAUACUGCUUCUGCCGAAAGAUGCGGUCUGUUUUAAUGCAAGUGGAGGACACAAUGCAUCGUAAAGUUGAACAUUGUCAGGAAUUAUUGGUAUGUCCCCACUUCGAGACAGUUCCUGGCAAUUGUACUAAUUCGUGGGAAUGUUUAGUAUGGCGAGCUGGUGGAGAUCUGCAUGCAAAACAUAAAAGUGGCGUGGAUGAAGUUGAAGUAUUUCCGAAGAAGCCAUCCUACACCACUGUACUCUGGGAGAACCGCAAUCACAACAACUUUGUUCAUUUCCGCCGAAAGAAGCACUUCGACUUGCGUCGCACACGUAAACGUGACCCCAACCAAAUAGAUUCGAUUGUGGUCUUCUUAUACACAUUUACAAUCCAGGAGUAGCCGUGAUAAUUGAAUGAAGCCUUUCAUUGAUACAUACCUAACCUAUUCUGAAAGACAAGUGUACAGAGAUUCAUGAUAGGUAUACCUAUAUCUGGAGCCUGUGGAAACUGCAUGCAUUCACGUGGAUUAAAUUCUCAAAGUGCUCCACAUUGCUCAUCAUGGCUGUGAGACCUGAGAGUAUAGGUAGGAUUAUAAAAAGAUUGGAUUCUGUUGGAGAUUCGGUUGAAAGUAAAUGAUCACAGGAUGGGAAAUUUACAACAAGUCGGUGAUCAAUUAAACCGAUUACAACAGCUAUGAUGACAACUCUUUCAGAAAGUUGUAGUUAGUACUUUUUUUUUCUAUGGGCUAAACCGAUCCAACCAUUGAAUAGGUUCAUCCCUAUAGUAUUAUACAUUUAUAACAGAAGAAGAUGAAACAAACGGAUUGCCAUUGAAAAGAGAGGCGGCUAAGCCAUUAAAAACAUUUCGUAGAUAAGUUUAUCUAAACUUCAUCAUUGGGCUACAGAAUGUGCAAAGAUCAUCAGAACUUGAUUUUAUUUUAAGACGACGACAACGAUGACGACGACGCACGGAAACCUAUACGAGGACCCUCAUUCGAAGAUGUUAGUUGGAUGAUUAUACGGGUCGGGUUUGGGUAUUAGAAACCGCAAAAGAAGCUGCAAAUAUAUAAAGGUACAACAGAUAGAUACAUAUAACAAGUAGCCACAAAGUCCGCGUGCGAGAGUGGUUUGGGUUAACUCAUCUUCCAGAACUUGGUGUUUUGCUGCGAAAUGCAAGUGGAAAAAGAAGACAUUGAUAUCUAUUCACUAGAAAUUAUAGGGAUGUGGUGAUAGCCCCCCAUCAUCAAUGUGAAAUCGUGUCGUUAAGAAGAGUGAUAUCUGUAACGUGUGGCUCAUUGCCAUUGCGGAUUGCAUCCAUACUAGAAAGAUCUACAAUGCAGAAAUGGGCGUUUAAAGAGUUUUUGAAAAUGCACAUAAAAACCUUUUAU
Messenger RNA from Episyrphus balteatus (marmalade hoverfly), 1523 nucleotides. RefSeq lists its product as uncharacterized. The record is from RefSeq and is a predicted model, not a curated record. The transcript has 2 exons. Bases 177 to 536 code for a protein of 119 amino acids. Lineage: Eukaryota; Metazoa; Arthropoda; Insecta; Diptera; Syrphidae.